This is a messenger RNA of Pediculus humanus corporis (human body louse), 525 nucleotides long. Its product is annotated as histone deacetylase complex subunit SAP18, putative. Gene Ontology annotation, biological process: negative regulation of DNA-templated transcription. Gene Ontology annotation, cellular component: nucleus. Gene Ontology annotation, molecular function: transcription corepressor activity; transcription factor binding. NCBI's taxonomy places the organism in Eukaryota, Metazoa, Arthropoda, Insecta, Psocodea, Pediculidae. The transcript has 3 exons. The record is from RefSeq and is a predicted model, not a curated record. The coding region runs from base 1 to 525 and encodes 174 amino acids.
AUGUCUUCUGAUGUUGUCGGUUCUAUGGUUGUUGUAGAGGGAAAAGCAGACUCGGAAAAACCUGUAGAUCGUGAAAAAACAUGCCCUUUACUCUUAAGAGUGUUUUGUUGUACAGGCAGACAUCACAACAUUUCUGAAUAUGGAAGAGGAAUUGUUCCAACAAAUGAGCUACAAAUAUACACAUGGAUGGAUGCCACUUUAAGAGAAUUAACAAGUUUGGUAAAAGAAGUUAAUCCAGAUGCGAGAAGGAAAGGAACAUUUUUCGAUUUUUCUUUGGUUACCCCGAAUAUUCAUGCGCCUGGAUACAGAAUGAGAGAAAUUGGUACAACCUGCUCAGGUCAAAGAGGAGCAGAUGAUAGUAAAACUCUUGGGCAAGUUCGUUUCAUUAUUGGCGAUUAUUUAGAUAUAUCAAUAACACCCCCUCAUUUGGCACAAAGGCCUGGAAUGAGACUUGGGCCCAUGGAUCGAUUUGGUGGUUAUAGGGAUGAUAGAAUGGGACCAAUGAGAAGACCUAGGCAAUAUUGA